UCUUACAUUCUUUCCGUUUUAAGACAAACAAAACAGACAUGUUGAACACCCCAGAAAGCCAUGCCCCCUUCGCUAAUGUGAAAUAAAACCAGUCGGUGUAUGUUAAACUUUAACUAACCUGAAACAAGUAUAUAGUUAUCAUGUAUUAACUAUAAUUGAAGGGGAACUUUGAGCUGUUAUUUUUGUAUGUUCACUGUUGAGAUGAACUGAGACAGUAGAAUGAUGAGAAACUGGAUUCUCAGUAAAGAUGUAAAAUUAUUGAUAGUAUUGAGUCACUAUCAAUAUUCUCCUCCCUUUUUUCACUCCAUCUUUAAUUGUUUGCUAUAUUGUGUUCUGGACAAAGUACACCAACCGCUUUCCUCGUCAGCACAGUCAAAGCCACCGUGCUAGCAUCACCACAUCAUGGGAGGAAAGAAGAAACAGCGUCAUGGUGAUGCAAGCACGCCAUUGUGGCCUUUAGGUCAGGGACGCGGGGACAGUAGAACUGUGUUGGUUGUGUAGGCGGCAUACCUCCAAGCUCAGACACCUCAUUCACGUCAGAAUAAUAACCCGAUCCUGUGUUGACGCUUGAUAUGCGAAAUCUGCCGUCAUGUUGCUGCUUGGUCCCCCCCCCUCUCCCCCCUCUCCUCCCUCUCUCUCUCUCUCUCUCUCUCGUACGCGCACACACACUCUACUCUAAGGUACCGCCUGCCUCCAGACCUGAGAGCUCACACACCUGUUCUCUCUCUUGCGCCCUCGUUCACGCUCCCAUUCUCUCGCAUACACAUUCAAAUGCACUCGGGCUCAUUUAGCCACCACUUCUUGACUCUUCAGUUCUUUUGAUCUGGUGUAUUGGAUAACACUCGGCCUUUUCGCUAUAGUGAGAGAUCCCUUUGAACCAAACCUGUUAGAGGACCGAGAGAUCUGCAGAAAACGAGUGCCAGGCAGACCGAGAGAGAGGAGUCAUUAAGGAUUCUCUCUGUUCAGGAGACCGAUUGAAGGCCCAGAGAAGAGCGCACAAAGCAUGCCGGGGCGAUAAAUGCCAUCCCAGGGGUGCACAGCAUUAGGAACCAGAGCUUAGGUGUGCUACCGGUGGAGUGUGUGUACUCCAAUCAAGAGGGUUGCACAUGCCAUUUCCAACUUGCAUAUUUUUAUUUCAUGUACACCAUGCUGAUAAAUUUGGGCAUGGUGUAAUUAGUUUCCGUAAAAGGUCCACCAGAUUUAGAUGGAGAUCAAUGCUCUUCACAUAAACUAAAACAGAGUAAACCAACAUAUAGUCUUUCAAGUACAUUGCCCAGCUGAACUUGUUGAUUUAUUUAUAAAAUCCUUAGUUAACUAAUUAAAUUUGUCCUGCAAAGGUAAAAGUAUGAGCAACUCCUGUAUCUCAAGCUUCAGCUAAAUGUCAAGCCAUUUCGCUCCUCAAAGCAGUUUAGUGUCUGUCUCUCUUUAUUAAAAAUGUCUCCAAACUACUUAAGUCUAUGUACACAGUGUGCUGAGAAACAUUUACAAUUACAAUUUGAGCUUACAUUUAAAAGCUUGAACGUUCUGUCUCCAGCAAAAAUGUAGCUCUCAUUUUAUGCAACUAAAAUGCGACAGACUUUGGAGUUGCACGUUUAGAUUUGAGGACAAGGUCAUAAGCACAAUAGCCUGCAUCAGCAAGCCAAAGGAGAAGUUUAAUCCUUUCAAUAACUCAGCAUGUUUUCUUCCCCAAUUUUGCUCUUAGCAAAUGCAGUCUGAUCAUGCCUGGCACAAUCUAAAAGGGUGAAGGAUAGAUCAGGGCCUUGCAUUCUACCCACCUAUUUUUUUCCCAUUCUUUGUUUUUUUUUUUUGUUUUUGUUUUUUUGUUUUUUUUAAAGAAAAGUUAAGGCAGAACUUUCACAUCGUGACUUCAGUUUCGAUAUUGAAGAGAAAAAAAAUAUAUAACCUUGGGUUGAUUGUGUAAUCUAGAGUCUUAUGUAAAGAGGUUAAAUAAACGAGAGAGCUUGUGUCUUUGACAUACUAUUUUGAUGUGGCACCAUGGUUAUUGAAACAUUUUUACGUCAUUUAGUGCUGGUUUAGGAGGAACAAACUAUGGAGAUACAGCUAGCAUGCUUAUUUAAGGAAAAUUCCGAUCCAGAACAAUGACAUCUAGCAAUAAAUUAAAACUAUAAUCUAUUUUGCAUGGUUUAAUAGUCAAGUACAUACUACCAUACAGCAUAAAGAUUAGAACUACAUGCCUGACUAUCUGAACUGUCUUCCACUGGCAGCUCUCCAAAGCUCAGGCACCCUCCAACUUGUCCAUGAGUCCUUAAAUGAUAGAGCCAUCUGCCUGUCUGAAGCAGCAAGAGGUCAUGGAGGACUCCACAGAGGUGUGGACCGACGGCAACUCCCUUUUAAAGGCUGUUUAUCUUUGUCGUUUGCGGCUGACACGUCUGCUCCUGGAAGGUGGGGCUUAUAUUAAUGAGAGCAAUGAGCGUGGAGAGACACCACUGAUGAUUGCCUGCAAGACUCACCACAGUGAUGCUCAGAGUGUGCCCAAACACAAGAUAGUCAGGUAUCUGCUGGACAAUGGUGCUGACCCAAAUAUUCAGGACAAAUCGGGUAAGACGGCUCUAAUGCAUGCUUGUGUGGAGCGAUCUGGGGAGGAGGUUUUGUCCCAGCUGCUGUCCAGUGGAGCUGACUUGAGUUUAGAAGACCACUCCGGUUCCUCUGCACUAGUGUAUGCUGUUAAUGCUGGUGACAAGGAAGCUCUGCGAGUGUUACUAGAUGCCUUUAAGGCCAAAGGCAAGGAGGUCAUAAUUAUUACCACAGAUAAACUCCCCUCUGGCAGACUAAUGACCAAACAGUAUCUGAAUGUCCCUCCACCACCAGAUUUGGACGAUAGGUUACAUUGUGUCCCUACUGUCUGCAUGUCACCCUCUGAAAUUAAACUCUCUCCUUCUCAUGUCUCCUCUGAUUCAAGCCAGUCACAAAAUGCCUUUUUACACCUGGCAGAAAACCAAGCAGUCGGUUCUACCCCUGCAACCACAACUAAUUCAAGGGGAGGGUCACCUGCACGGGACCCAAGUCCAUUGCGAGCAGCCGGUGUAGCCAAGCUUCUUCACCUUCAAAGGCUACACUCUGAGCCAUGGCUAAAGAUCCCACCAUCUCUGUUGCUACAGCAAAGCAAGGCCUUGUCCUUCACAGAGGAGCUCCUAGAUAUCACCCCAGAAGAAGAGCUCUCUUUUGGCUUUAACAGUCAUCAUCGUUUGUCUCAAAGAGCACCACCAGUUGCACGUCAUCAAAGCAUGGAUGCCACCGGUCUGCUCAGAGCCUUGGAUAAAGCAACUGAAGCAGAGAAAGAACAAAAGAAGGAGGCAAAGUGGCUAAGCAGGAAAAUGUCCUAUGAUGGUGUUUCACUGCCACAUUCCUCCUCACACCAGAACCUACUUAAAGAAGCCUCCGGCAGCGAGACCGUUCCUACGGAUAAAGACCCAGACUGCCUGCCCAACCUGGCUGUGUCCAGCCUGAAGGAUGUAGUCCGCCGCCGCAACAUUGGGAUGGACCACUACAGCUCAGACUCCCAACUUCCUCAGUUUGGGAGUCAGCACUCAGAUGAGCUUGGCAAAGCCGUCACAGUGGGUGGAACAGAAAAGCGUAAGCUAGUUUACAGCCGAUCCUCCACCCUGUCUGGCUCAAGGGAGUCUCUGGAAAGCAUAGUCCAAAGGAGAAGCCCAGCGAUGAUGGAGCGCAGAGGGUCUGGGGCUCUUCUGCUGGAUCAUAUCGCACACACUCGGCCAGGCUACCUGCCACCACUAAACCCACAUGCACCCAUUCCAGAUAUCAAAGUUAACAUCACCAGCACUGGCGCUGAUCGGGGAAUAAAACCUGGUCCUGGCAAUGUAACCAUACCCAUUGCUCCUGGUCAAAGGCAUUUUGUUCCCUGUGCCCCUAGCCUUCCCCGAGACCAUAAGACAAAAAAGACUCUACUGAGACGACACUCCAUGCAAACGGAGCAGAUUAACCGUCUGGCCAACUUUGGGGAGAUUUGUGGACAAUAAAGUGCAUUAAUGUACAUUUGCACAGUGCUGUAUCCGAUAUCAAGUCAGUGCUCACAUGAAGGAAAUAGUGUGUGAAUAUUUAUUAUUAAUCAGCCAUUGGACAAAUUUUGUUAUAUGUUCACUGUUAAUCAUAAAGGAGAAAAAGAACAGCUAAAAAAUAAAUUCUCUGACACUGAAAAUUAAAAAGCCGCUAAUAAACAGUAAAUAUACACUUUUACCACAUUACUUUAAUAGAGAGUAACUCCUAGCUCUGUUCUAACUGUGACAUGGUGUACCCAGGUAAGCUUUUAAACUUUGAAAUCUGAUUCUCUAAGAGAUCGUAGUAGAUUCUGGACUUGCUGACGCUUUGCCUGUAGGGUAACAGAUGCUCCACAUUCAGCACAUCACUCUGGCCUGUCCAUAUGGUCAGAGUGUAUCUGAAAGAGAGAGAUGGACACUAAGUGGAAAAUAUUUUCGUGAGAUGAAGCAUAGAUUAAUACCCCAAAUCCAGUGGAGUGCAUAUUGGGAUCAGCAACAUCAAAUCAUCAUUGUUAGAAUACUGGAUAUGGGUAAGUACUGUAACUAAGGCAACCACAGUAUUUAAUUUCAAACCCUAGUGCUUUUGCCUACUUGGUUGAUUACAGACUGAAUUAACCACGUCAUGACUCAAUUCAAGGUAUUCUUGAAAUGGUACCAAACGAAUCAAAUUCUGAGCACCCAGAAGGUUUCAUUAUACAUUUGCCAGAAGAUGAAAGUCCAGAUGUUUUUGUUUCUCGUUAUUUGGAAGGAACAUUCAUUCUAUGGGGCGUCCAUUGGAGUUUCCGAGUCAGGUUACUACACAAAUUGUAAGUGUUUAGAAGAAACGGGUCUGCAUUUUCCUUACCAUUGAAAAGAUGUCAAAAUUUACAUACAGCCAUUUAGAGGUACCAACAUUGCUAACAAGAAAGUCCCACUGACAAGACUUUGAUAAACACAUCAGUGUGUCUACUUGCUGUAUUGGGCUGACAAAUAUUUCAUGUGCUACCGCGGUGAAAGACGGCAUUAAGUUGCACCUCUAGUGCACCAGACCUCUGAAGUGCACUAGACCUAGAAAAGGAAGAUCACCUUCUCAAUGUGAUCCCUCUCCCCACUUUUCCAGUGCACCUUUCAGCUCAGUUGAGUGCUUCUAUUCUGGUGACAAACAAGUAUACCUGGGGGGCCAAGCACCAAAUUACACCAAUUGUGUGGCAACGGCAUUCUGAUGAACUGUUUUUGUUCCACAACAUGAAUCCAAUCAAACAGGCAAUCAACAGUUCAGUACUAACAAGUACUUAAGAAGCAAACAGGCUGCAGCACAGCCUUAACGGUCUUUGGUAUACUGAAUACUGAUGGGCUGCUGAGACUGACAUAGAAAUGAAAAGUCCCACCUGUCCGACUGCUGCAAGAGCCACUGGAAUUGAACGAAGGACUGGGAUAAAAGAGCUGCUCGCACUGGGAAUGUCACAGGCUGUGUCAGGUUCUUACACAUUGCCUCCAUCUGCUGAACCAUCUCCCAGCUGUAACCUUAGAUCCAAUACAGGAUACAAAAACAGAAUCAUGGUCAAGUGCAACAUCAAUUAGUAUUAAAAACUGAGUCAAUCAAGAACUCCUUUGGCCUCCUCAAGAUUCCUCCUAUAAUUGUUGCAUUAAUCAGAAAACAGGAUAUGGGAACACCACAAAGUUAAAUGGGCCAUUUUCCAACUAAUAUUAAAAGAAUGAUUUCAUCCAAUAGACCUUCAAACACCAUCAUAAUUGUAGAUUUUAUAUAUAAUAUGCACCAAGUCAAUACAUAUUGAUGUCUAUGCAAGAAGAACUGCCACCCAGAACAAAGGCAUGUUUUACCCGGGUUGUCUAUAUUUGGAGACCAUCCAGUGGUCCAGCCCAAAGAAAGCACGUCUCCCUCUGCUUUCAUAGCCACUGCUUGUAAAAAGCCCUGUGCAUCUAAAGGUGUGGCCAUGCCUCCAGG
Molecule: messenger RNA, 5961 nt
Organism: Ictalurus punctatus (channel catfish)
Lineage: Eukaryota; Metazoa; Chordata; Actinopteri; Siluriformes; Ictaluridae
Gene: ankrd34bb
Product: ankyrin repeat domain 34Bb
Exons: 3
Coding region: 2271-3998 (575 amino acids)
Molecular function (GO): protein binding
Source: RefSeq, a predicted model, not a curated record